CUUAAUCAAUUCUGCAUGUGUAUAUACUAUAGUAAAUGUGAGUUAAUAUGGGUGAAUCUGAGCAAAACCUUUUGUCCUGCACUUUACAGAAAGUGAUGCAAAAUAGAAGAAUUUAACAAUGGCUCCACAUCCUGUCAUGCAAGCCAUCAUUGAUCUGUCAGCUGGAGCAUGUGGUGGGAUUGCGUGUGUGUUAAGCGGGCAGCCCUUCGAUACAGCCAAGGUGAAAAUGCAGACUUUCCCUGGCUUGUACAGAGGCUUUGUCCACUGCUUCGUCUCAGUAUACAAACAGGUUGGACUGCGAGGGCUCUAUCAGGGCACCACACCUGCCCUCAUAGCCAACAUUGCUGAAAACGCUGUGCUCUUUAUGAGUUACGGCUUCUGCCAGAAUGUUGUCCGCUUUGUUUCGGGAUUGGACCAAGGCACAGAUCUCAGCACAGUGUGGUCUGUUGUGAGAAAUGUGCUACGGACAAAUGGUCCUCUGGGUUUCUAUCAGGGUCUCACCACCACUAUAGUCCGUGAGGUACCUGGAUACUUCUGUUUCUUUGGAGGAUAUGAACUCAGCCGCUCAAUGUUUGCCCAACACAUGGGCAGAGACAAAGAGCACAUAGGUGUUGUGCCAUUGAUGUUCAGCGGUGGUUUUGGCGGUGCCUGUCUGUGGUUGGUUGUGUACCCCAUAGACUGUGUGAAGUCUCGCAUCCAGGUUCUGUCUUUAGCCGGGAAACAGGAAGGCUUCCUCAAGACUCUUAUGGGGAUUUUACGAAAUGAGGGAGUGGCGCCUCUGUAUUCCGGUUUGACCCCAACUAUGAUCCGAACAUUUCCUGCCAAUGGAACGCUCUUUUUAGCAUAUGAAGUCAGCCGCAAGAUAAUGAUGCAACAGUUUGAACAAUGAGUCCAGUCUGCAAGAUUCUCUGAAAGAUUCAACUUUUAAGACCAAUGACUUAUCAUCCAUAUCUGCUGGUCACAUGUUAGCAAACAGGGAAAGCAAUUUAUUUAGUUAAAUCUUCAUUCUUCCAGGAAGUAGCUGAUGUUAUAAAAAUGUUACAAUUCAUUUUGCAUUACUCAACUUAAAUAAUUGUUUUAAAUAUAUUCAUAUAAUACCAGUUCUAUUAGUUAGUGGGCAUACUGGAUUGUGUGAUAUCAUAGGCAGCAAUACUACUGAAUACAGUAUGCAGUACAGGAGACAACACAUAAUGUCAUAAUGCCAAGAAAAGUUUUUCCAUUUAUAUAUAGGUAUAUAUAUCUACCGUUUACACACAGCCUGUCUCUGUGGUGAGUUGCUCUUGAUUACAUGUGACUCUCAAGACCACUGUUGCCUUAUUAAUGAGGUCUUGGUAUACACAUAUCUGAACUACUUUGAAGGCUGAAAAGACCUAUGUUUGACAAAUG
This is a messenger RNA of Sinocyclocheilus rhinocerous, 1386 nucleotides long. Its product is annotated as mitochondrial ornithine transporter 1-like. The record is from RefSeq and is a predicted model, not a curated record. Gene Ontology annotation, molecular function: L-ornithine transmembrane transporter activity. NCBI's taxonomy places the organism in Eukaryota, Metazoa, Chordata, Actinopteri, Cypriniformes, Cyprinidae. Gene Ontology annotation, cellular component: mitochondrion. Gene Ontology annotation, biological process: mitochondrial L-ornithine transmembrane transport. The transcript is spliced from 5 exons. The coding region runs from base 119 to 889 and encodes 256 amino acids.